Molecule: messenger RNA, 2621 nt
Organism: Phascolarctos cinereus (koala)
Lineage: Eukaryota; Metazoa; Chordata; Mammalia; Diprotodontia; Phascolarctidae
Source: RefSeq, a predicted model, not a curated record
UUGUGAUCAGUUUGCCCAGCAAUGCUUCUGCCUUUCUUUUGUUUCUUACCCUCCUUCAUUUCAUGGAAUUCUUCAUCCUUUUAGGCUCCUUAAUAUCCUGCAGGGACCAGCUUUUAUUUACUUCUUGUAAAUAAACUAAAAUUAGCCUGAAAGGACAUGAAGUUUUUAUUUCUUCAGAAAAGUUGAGGGGGAAAAUUUAACAUCCACUGUCACUGAGGGUAAAUGAGGUUUAUGAAUCAGAGGGCAAAGUCUCAUGAGUUAUUCUGAUUAGGUGGAACACCUGGUAGUUUCAUUCCUUGCAAGACUUUAAGCCAUCUCACAGCUUUCCAUUAAAGGUGCUCUGAAAGGUACUGCUUGAGGGAUAGCACUAAACAUCUGACUCUGGAAACUGAACUAAGAUUACCUUGGAGCAAAAAGGGCUAAGAAAGAAAGAAAAAAAGAAGACAGAAAAGUCAUCCACAGUGAUACAUAGUACUUCAUGGAAUGAGGAAAGGUGUGGUGGUGGCAGUGAACUUGACUUCACCCAGGAGAAGCCAGUGGAGCUGGCGCUAUUUGCUAUCUGAGUGUGAACCUGGGAAAGAAUGCAUGAAUCAAGUAGGUUCACAGGGCUUAAUUUUCAUCUGGUCCGGAAGCUGAUCUUUGGAUCUGAUCCUGUCCCUUCAAACUCCCAUGAAUCAUCUUAAAGAUGGAGCUUAACAAACAUGUUCUGUGGAAGUCAUGAAGGUGCAGUCGCUACUUAAUCUUUAUCUUCUGAAUGUUCUUGUACAACCUCUGAUUGGAUUUGAUGAUGGAUUCCCUUUUCCUUAUUUUUAUAGAACGUUUUCUCAGCCCAUGACUACUGUUGUUGGAAGGCUUUAUGAAGAUGUGAUCCUUCCUUGCUCAUUUGAGAAAGGGCAUGGCAUAGUGAUUCAUUGGCACAAAGAGGAUAAGCUGGUACACAGUUACUACAGAGAGAGUGACCAUCUGGAACAACAGGAGCCAGAUUAUGCCAAAAGGACAUCCCUUUUUCUCAACGAAAUCAACAAUGGAAAUGCCUCGCUAACACUUAGGAGGUUAAACCUCCAAGAUGAAGGAGUUUACACUUGCUAUGCAGCAACAGAAGCUGAGAUGGAGUGCAGAGAAGUAGAGCUGAAGUUGGGAGCUUUCAUCACACCUGUAAUGGAAUAUCAAGAGCAGAAUGGAGAUAACUAUUUAACAUGCUAUUUAUUUGGGGCUUAUCCCCUUCCAACUAUAACAUGGACAGCAAAUAACACAACAAACCCAGAAAGCAACAUGGAAGUUUCAUCUCAUCCUCUCCUCUCUGUUAAAAGUCAACUCAAUAUCACAGGCUCAAAUUCCUCUUAUGAAUGCAUUAUUGAAAAUUUGGUACUGAAUCAAAGAUGGAUUGGAAAAUGGAAAACAGAAGGUUCUCUUUUAACAACAGAAGGUAAAAAAGCUUUAUUCCCAUGUAAACUUAAAAAUGAGGAUUUUUUGCCAGAGAAAAGUAUAAAUGUUAGUUGGUACAGAGUAGAAAAUUCAUCCUCCACAAUCUUGGCAUCUUUUUCAAGUUCUUCAAAUAGAAUGGUCUUUGAUAAUCGAUUCACUUGGACCAAAGACACGAUGCAAGAAAAGUAUAAGUUCUCUUUGACUUUGAUGUCUCCUACUCCAUCAGAUAAUGGGAAAUACCUCUGCAAUAUUUCAUCUGUAAAUUAUAUGGAGCUCACCAUUCAACCUUUGACAGUCGAGCCAGGUCAAGGAAACUCUUUCAACAAGACCUAUAUUAUUUUGGUGGUCAUUUUAGCUUUUAUUGUUUCAAUGCUAGUUGCAGCACCAAUAUACAAGAAGAAAAAAUGGAAUUCAAACUCCAGGCCUACGGGGGAACAAGAAGAGGGAGAGAGCAUGAAUCCUCCUCUUCUGUGAAAAUCAACACCAUGAGGCACUUAAACACUGAUUCUUCCGAUCUGGAAAAACAACAACACCCAUAAGGCCCAGAGGAGAUAUUUCAGACAGAGAAAAAUGUUUAACCAAGCACUGAUUUACUGGCCUUUGAUAUUUCAACAGCAAAUGUUUGAUUCUACAGAAUCUGUUCCAAUCAUUCAGUUGGUGAAUUAUAUUUUGAUAGUACUGGCAAAAUGGGCAAAAGACAGGCAGGGCAGAAGGUAAGGAUACAGUGAAUCAGAAAAUAAGCAAAAGUUGGUAGAGAAGGUAAGACUGAAAUCAGUCAAUUUGUCUAUUUGUUAGAAACCCUGCUGAAAGGUUUGAGAAAGUGAGGAACUUGAAGUUAGUAGUUAUAAUGAGUUUGCUCUGCUGUCUCUUUUCUUACAAAUCAUUGAUUAUUGAGAUAUAUGAUAGUGUUUCCAAUAAUGCUAGGAUGGAAAAAAAAAGGCCACUUUUGAAAUGGUCCUUCUUGGAAACAUCAAACAGCUUAUAAUAAUCAUUUUUAUAUCCUGGGCAUUCUGACACAGCCACAGAACAUCAGAAGCAAUCCAGAGACAGAAAACCAUAAAAACACAUAGCCUGUUUUUUCCCCAUGUUUAUUAAGUUUGUAUGCUUUUUAAGAUUCCAUAAAUAACUACUAGGUCUGUAUCCCAACGAGAUCAUGAAAAAGGGAAAAGGACCUACAUGAACAAAAAUGUUUAUAG